Camelina sativa (false flax) is the source of this 405-nucleotide messenger RNA. Its product is annotated as heat stress transcription factor A-5-like. Gene Ontology annotation, cellular component: nucleus. Lineage: Eukaryota; Viridiplantae; Streptophyta; Magnoliopsida; Brassicales; Brassicaceae. The record is from RefSeq and is a predicted model, not a curated record. Gene Ontology annotation, molecular function: DNA-binding transcription factor activity; RNA polymerase II cis-regulatory region sequence-specific DNA binding. Gene Ontology annotation, biological process: cellular response to heat; regulation of transcription by RNA polymerase II.
AUGGUUCACAAUUGUUUCCCAAGGGGAUUGUCUUCGUUCUACGUCAGAGUCUAUCAGGUUGUUGAUGAUCCUUCAACGGAUUCAAUCAUCUCGUGGAGUAGCAACAACAGUUUCCUUAUCUGGAACGUGGGAAAGUUUCGCAGAAAGAUUAUGCCGACGUGUGUUGAAUUUGGUUUCAACUUCUCAAGUUUUGUAUCCAAGCUUCGUUCUCAUGGCUUUAAACGAGUUAAAGGGCCUGGACAGUUGGAAUUUGGAGACGAGUAUUUUGUCGUAGAUCAACCGCAGCUUUUGAAGUUGAUGAUGGUCGAAGCUUUGAGGACUAAACGUAAUGCAAAGAAAGCUAAAGCCAGAGCCAAGAAAGAUCGAGUGCAAGUCGAGGGUCUCUUGAAACACUUGCAAAUUUGA